CAAACCGCAGGCACCUUGUAAUGGCUGUGUUUGAUAGACGCACACCCCCAUGGCCGGGCAGCGUUGGUUCCGUCUGUUGCCCUGCGUGUCGCUCUCCUUCCUGAAAGAGGCUCGUAUCAGAUCUACCGACGUCGCUGCGCUGAAGCGGACACAAUAAAAGUAAAGUCCCAAGAUACCUGAAGAUCCUGUCUGUGGACUCGUACAUGGCAGUGAGCCAUCAUAGUGAAAACUAAAACCAAGAACCCUCAGCCUCAGAUCAUCGCCCCCGUAGAUGCCGCUCAGUCUUCGUCUUUGCAAAUGGCUUGUUGUCUGAAGGACGAGCUCCUCUGUUCCAUCUGCCUCAGCAUCUACCAGGACCCCGUCAGCUUUGGCUGCGAGCACUACUUCUGCAGGAAGUGCAUCACCGAGCACUGGAGCAGAAAGGAGCUUCACGGAGUGCGAGACUGUCCCGAGUGCCGGAGGACCUUCGCAGACCCUCACCUCUCCCCGAGUCUCAAGUUGUCCAACAUUGUGGAGCGCUACUCGGCCUUCCCGCUGGACGCCAUCCUUAACGCCCAGAGGAGCUCCUAUCCCUGCAAGGACCACGAGAAGGUCAAGCUGUUUUGCCUCACCGACAAGAGUCUGGUGUGCUUCUUCUGCGACGAGCCGGCGCUACAUGAACAGCACCAAGUGACCACUAUUGACGAGGCUUACGAGGAGAUACAGAGGGAGAUGAAGGAGCAGCUGUCCACCCUGCAGGACAGUGAGAAGGGACACACUGAGGCCCUGCAGCUCCUGCAGAGACAACUCACAGAGACCAAGUCCUCCGCCAAGAGUCUGCGUGCAACCAUCGGUGAUGCUUUCGAGCGCCUCCACCGCUUCCUGCGCGAGCGUCAGAAGACCAUGCUGGAGGAGCUGGAGAUGGACACAGCCCGCAAGCUUUCCGACAUCGAGCACAAGAUCCAGCGCUACAGUCAGCAGCUGCGUGACGUCAAGGAGGGCAUCCAGAUCCUGCAGGAGCGCCUCAACGAGUCUGAACGACACGAUUUCCUGGAGGGAGUCGCCGUCACAUCUGAGAGGAUUAAAGGAAAGAUACAUGAGACCAAUCUGACGUACGAAGACUUCCCGACCUCCAAGUACAUGGGGCCCUUACAGUACACAAUAUGGAAAUCACUCUUUCAGGACGUUUCACCAGUGCCAGCAGCGUUGACCCUCGAUCACAUCACAGCCCACCAAAGACUGAUCCUCUCAGAUGACUGUACCAUCGUGGCCUACGGGAACCUCCAUCCGCAACCACUGCAGGACUCCCCGCGCCGCUUUGAUGUGGAGGUGUCUGUUCUUGGGGCUGAGGGCUUCGCCUCGGGCGUCCAUUACUGGGAGGUGAUGGUGUCGGAGAAGACCCAGUGGAUGAUCGGGGUGGCCAACGAGACGGUCAGUCGCAAGGGCAGCAUCCAGAUCCAGCCCACCCGUGGCUUCUACUGCAUUGUCAUGCACGACGGGAACCAGUACAGUGCCUGCACCGAGCCCUGGACCCGUCUCAACGUCAAGAGCAAGCUGGAGAAGGUGGGCGUGUACUUGGACUACCCGAAAGGCCUGCUCAUCUUUUACAAUGCAGAUGACAUGUCCUGGCUCUACACCUACCGAGAUAAAUUCCCCACCAAGGUCUUCCCCUAUUUCAGCCCCGGCCAAAGCCACGCUAACGGCAAGAAUGUGCAACCGUUGCGAAUCAACACUGUGCGCCUAUAGGAGCGACACAGUUCUAUGGUCGUGAUUGUCCUCCGAGAUGUUUCCAUCCUGAAUUUGCAGGACUUGUGUAGGAAAAAAGUUUAAGAAGUGUUUAAUUGGGUGUUUGAAAUGUUUAUUCCUUUAAGUUCUGUGUUAAGAAUUGUGCUUGAUGUUGCUCUUCAAACCCACGCUGUUGUUUUUUUUUUGUGACUUGAAACGAUUGUACGGUAAAGGCCUGAGUUUGAGCUUCAUUCCACAUCUUUCAUUGAAAAGGUGACACGAAAUGGAGAGGGAAAGGGGCCCCUGGGCUUCUCUGGGGUCUGUGGCAGCGUGUUUAAAAUCAAGUGAUUUCCACUCUUACGGUGGCUGUCCCAGGCCCAACUUGCACACUCUCAGGGGGCACCACUCCCCUCUCUGUCCAGGCACCCGUCUUCUCUAUGCUGUAAAGUUGGCUAUUCUUCGUUUUUGGAAUGUGAUUGACAGUAGUCUGCUCUUUUUUCCUAUCUUUGGCUUUUGUUUGGCGUUGGCCCUGAACUUGUCAAGUCUGUCUGCACUUUUUUUUUUUAUUCCAUCCUAGAUGAUGAUCUAAGAUGCAUUGACAUGGGUCUGUUCAGUCAUUCUAUGUGCACCAGUGGCUCUCCACAUUACCUAAAACAAAUCAUAUGAAUGAUGAAGUAGUUCAUAGGCUUUUUUUUUGUUGUUCACUUAAAUAAUGGAUUUACACAAUUUUCUGCCACCAGCCAUGAUGUUUGAUCAUUUUAUCUUUGACUCAAAAGAACACUAAAUACUCAUCGUCUGGGUAUUUGAGGCAGAGACCCCUGGUUAUAAGAAUCUGAAACGUUAAAGAUCAAAUAUAGCUUUUAAAAAGCUGCAGAGACCAGCUGUUGACCAACAAUUAUUUCCAAUCAUAUAAUGUAUCUUAAUGUCGUAAGGCUGUCUGUUUUAGGAUGUGGCAAUUUUCAGUUAACAGUUGGAUGGACGAAUGGACUGUUGGUUGGAUGGAUGGUUGAUGGACUUUAUCCCAACUGUGUAAUCCUGGGAUUCCCGUGGCUGUUGCUCCAUUACAUAAUGAUCAAAUAGCUGAUAAUUCCCCCCCCCCCCCCCCCCAUGGCCCUAAAACGCUCUUGUUUGUCAUCAGUUGUAAACAAGUCCUGCAGAAUCUGCCCUAAGAGGCUCCUGUCCCUCAGCCAAAUACAGCAUACUGAGAGAUGUGUGUCUGUGGGUGUCUGUGGCUGGGCGUGUGCACAGUGUGUUUGAGUCACCAGCAUUAACUGUUAUUUUUAAAUCCCUCAGCAUAUACCCAUGAAGUGGCCAAAGAUACUUCUGAAAUGCUGAAAUCAGAUAUAAAACAUUUUUCUGAAUGAACUUAAGGGUCACCUUACCUUUGCCACUGUACAUCUUUACAUUAUGUGUAUGUAUAGUCUAUGUUGUCCACUCAAAAGAAAAAUGGGCAGUGCCCUCGUUUCUGUAGGAUCUUAUUCCGGUAUGUGCAGUAUGAUGCAAACUGGGGUCAAACUCUGAGCAUGUGCAAAAGAUUCCAGGUCCUUGAGUUGCUUAGGAAAUGAGUAACAUGAUGAGUAAAACUGGUGAGUAAGUUUUACUGGGAAUUACUCAGCAAAUCUGUCCAUUUCAGUUGGUUAGGAUUUAUUUAUGAAUGUCGGGUUUAGACAAUCAGGACAGUGUUCUGUUAUUUUAUCCUUGAUCAAUCUGUCGUGAUCUAAAAUGUUGUUUUGAAAGUAAAUUCCAACCAGCUGGGCUCAUGCAGGUUACAACACAUGUUUGAAUUUGACGCCAGUUUUCUGUGUUGCAGACCUUAGUGUGGUCGGCUUCAUCAAGAUUCUAUGUUUUAAUAUGAAGAAGGAGAUUAUUGUGAGAUGGUGGUGGGUUACUGGUGCUGCAGGUGGGUAAAAUGAUUUUGAUGAUGGUAAUUAUAUAUAAUUGAAAUGAUGAUUGUGUCUUUUGAUGAUGGCCGCUGGGCACCCAUCAUUGUGUGAACACACUCUGGUGUGCUUCUGCUGCUGGAGGUUUGUGGGAAAUGUUUUGAUGUACAAUAAAUUACUGAGAAACUCAGACAA
This is a messenger RNA of Platichthys flesus (European flounder), 3779 nucleotides long. RefSeq names its product tripartite motif containing 62, tandem duplicate 1 (gene trim62.1). Gene Ontology annotation, molecular function: zinc ion binding; protein binding. The coding region runs from base 298 to 1725 and encodes 475 amino acids. The transcript has 6 exons. NCBI's taxonomy places the organism in Eukaryota, Metazoa, Chordata, Actinopteri, Pleuronectiformes, Pleuronectidae. The record is from RefSeq and is a predicted model, not a curated record. Gene Ontology annotation, biological process: positive regulation of canonical NF-kappaB signal transduction; innate immune response.